AUGCUCUGGAUAUCAGCCUUCACCGCCCUCCUCGCCAUCCCAUUUGGCUCGUUCGCAGCGCCCAUCGUCAAGCGUGCUGAAGUCGAUGACACUCUGAUUCUCCAGUUCCUCCAGGCCAUGGAACAAAUGGAACGAGAGUUUUAUUGGCAAAUUCAGACCAAGUUCCAAGACAAGGACUAUAUCAAUGCAGGAUUCCUUGAUGCAAAUGCUCCUAAGCGGCUUCUCUUGGAAAUAUUCAACGAUGAAAGCAUUCAUACUUCAUUCCUCACCGACGGGUUGAGAGGCCAAGCUGUGCGAGGCUGCACCUUCACCUUUGACGACGCAUUAAAGGACGUAAAGUCGGCGGUUCUCGCUGCCCGCACCUUGGAGCAAGUGAGUGUCAGCGCAUAUCUAGGUGCAGUCACUCUGGUCGAGGACAAGAACUUCCUCAUCGCUCUCGCGAGCAUUCUCACCGAUGAAGCACGACAUGAAACGACCAUGAACAUUCUCAGCGGGUCCUCUGUGAUGCCCCAGUCGUUCGAUACUGCUUUGCGUCCUGAACAAGUCCUCUCGAUCCUGUCGCCGCAUAUGACUUGCAAUCUUGACAUUCCUCCUGUCAAACCUCUCAAGAUCAAGAACUCUUUGAGAAAAGGUGAAGCAAUCACGCUCGAGUUUGACAAGACCGGAAUUCCACGGGAUCAGCCACUAUUCUGUCAAAUUUUGAUUGGCGGUCAACCGGCAGGCCUUGCCCAGCCGCUCGAAUCCUGCACGAUGCCGGUAGAUGCAAUCAACGGGCCCUUGUACAUCUAUAUCACCAACGAUGGAACACCACUGCCUGCCAAUAUUCUGCAGCAGAACACAGCCUCGAUUCUCGCUGGGCCUGCGAUCGCAUGGGUCGACCCAGAAGGAGGAGAGCUAAACCAAUUCAUUGUUCCAAAGGGUAUCGCUGUGGAGACGCCGACAGGUGCUGCGAAUAGAACGCUGACUCCGAACCGAGGCUCGUCUACGCAGACACCAAUCGAGGGAACUGGCGAGACACCCAGCCCGCAAACUGAGGGUGAGUCAGAGCCUGCGGGAGAGUCAAAGGAUAUUACCAUCAAGGGUGUCUGGACGAUACCUGCAUAA
Serendipita indica DSM 11827 is the source of this 1104-nucleotide messenger RNA. Lineage: Eukaryota; Fungi; Basidiomycota; Agaricomycetes; Sebacinales; Serendipitaceae. The record is from the annotation of a GenBank genome assembly.